GGCUCUGACUGUCCUGUAUUGAUGAUGUCAUCUGUAGUCGUCGACUGAAAAUACGCAACACCAUAACAGGCUGAUUUCUCAGCGCACGUUGGAACUACCAGCUUUGUUAAACAUUUUAACUCACAAGCUUGAUUUUACAAAGCCAUACAUAAUGGCACUAGAGACGUGUCCUAAGGAUUUACGCCAUUUGCGGGCUUGCCUUUUGUGCUCCCUUGUGAAGACGAUUGACCAGUUUGAGUAUGACGGUUGCGACAACUGCGAGGCCUACCUACAGAUGAAAGGGAAUCGAGAAAUGGUUUACGAGUGCACAAGUUCAUCUUUUGACGGAGUCGUAGCGAUGAUGAGUCCUGAGGACAGUUGGGUUGCCAAAUGGCAGAGAAUCAGCAACUUUAAACCAGGAGUCUACGCAGUUACCGUGACUGGUCGCUUACCUCCAGGUGUGGUAAGAGAGCUGAAAAGCAGAGGAGUGAUCUACAAAUCAAGAGAUACUGCAGUGAAAACAUAGCUGAAGCACCAUUGCAUUUUAUACCAACCAGUCCAUGGCAAAUACAACAGGGACACUUGUACAUUGUUUACUUUACUUUUAAGACUACGAUGGAUGAUAUCACAUCAGAAUCUAUUUUUCAGAAGAAAAUCCUCCAAUGUCACCUAAGUUGUGUGAAUGUACACGUCUAGUCUUUAUUUACCCAGUGUUACAGUCCUAUUGAUAUUUGAUGGGGAGAUUAAUGUUGACAUGUUUGAGAACAAGGUCAAUAUUGAAAUCCAAGUGAUUUUUAUGUUAUGUUUUUUCCCUUUCUUUUUAAAUUUGUAAAUGCCCUGCGUAGUAAAAGCCUAAACACAUUUCUUGUGUAUUUUCUGUGAUGCCUAAACCUGAAACAUUUGCUGCUUUCAAACCUAUGACCAACAGAUGGCAAUGAAAAUACACAAAUUGGCAGAUCACAAUAAAUGGGCACAUUUACCAUUGAGAAUAGAAAAUAGACCUGUGUAGUGUAGUCCAUUUUUGUUUGUGUGAGUGGAGAGUAGUUUGUAUUGUACCUCCUAAAUACAUCUGACGGACCAAUAAUUGCCAUGUUUUGAAAUAAAGACUCAACUGGA
Molecule: messenger RNA, 1095 nt
Organism: Alosa sapidissima (American shad)
Lineage: Eukaryota; Metazoa; Chordata; Actinopteri; Clupeiformes; Clupeidae
Product: transcription elongation factor SPT4
Exons: 2
Coding region: 152-505 (117 amino acids)
Biological process (GO): positive regulation of DNA-templated transcription, elongation; mRNA processing; regulation of transcription elongation by RNA polymerase II
Cellular component (GO): DSIF complex; nucleus
Molecular function (GO): zinc ion binding; RNA polymerase II complex binding
Source: RefSeq, a predicted model, not a curated record